Ruditapes philippinarum (Manila clam) is the source of this 1719-nucleotide messenger RNA. RefSeq lists its product as uncharacterized. Bases 188 to 1555 code for a protein of 455 amino acids. The record is from RefSeq and is a predicted model, not a curated record. NCBI's taxonomy places the organism in Eukaryota, Metazoa, Mollusca, Bivalvia, Venerida, Veneridae. The transcript has 6 exons.
AACAAACUUUUCUUCUUAUCAGUUUUGCACAAUGAUUAUGUACUUACGUUUUACUUGACAAUCGAAAUAAGUGACAGGAAUGUAUUUUAGUCUUCAUUUUCUUUUUUUAUUACGUUGAAAUGAGACUUUCUACAGUAUAAUCAAACCCACGACAUAUAAUUUGAAGUGAAAUUAAGUUGAUAAAUGUAUGUGUAUGCUACAUAAACACGAACACAUAACAAUGUUCGAUAGAUCGACGUCUAAUGGUUCAGGAUGGACAGGUGUAUGGGUAAUCGACUCAACUUGUCAUUGUUGUCAUACCUACUGUAAGGAACAGGCGUUAAGUGAAGCUUACAAUUUGACUAACGGCAACUGUACAGAGGGUAAUUUGUGCUGUACAUCAGGACAAAGUCCCACCCAAUGGACGCCGUAUUGUGCAGCCAAAGUUAUGCCAUUUACAGUAAACUGUUCCUACAUACCAAGGACAUGUACAAUUAAUGCGUACGACUAUUAUUGCACGUGUCAGCAAAAUUUCGGACAGAUGGCAACUUGCGCCACAUCGCCGCCACCAUCACCACCACCACCAUUGAUGUACAUUGCCUUUACAGCACUUCUUCCGCUAAUAGCCAUAUUGAUCUAUGGCUUUCAUAAGUACAUCAUUUAUAGGAGCAAAACAAAGCUUCACAAAGAUAGCAGUCAAGGCGAAAAUGCUCCGGUUAAUACAAUCUACGUGAAAUGUAAUAUUAUGUUAGUUGUUGGAGACAGGGACGAGUUGAAGGUAGUCUCAAAUCAAUUGGAGAUGGCCCUUAAAUCACUGCCAAUUGCUAAAAAUCUGUUAAAAGUUACUAGAGUAAGUCUCUUUCACUUGUUUGUAGACAAUUAUAAAAUAGAAUGUGACAAAGCUGUUUUCCUUCUUGAUGCCGUGGCCAAUUCUACCGACAGUCGUGUAAAUACAUGUACAGAAAAGUUGAUGUUUACUAGGCGACAAAGUAAAAACUCCGUAGCUAUAGUUAAUUUUCAUAAAACUGAAGAAGACGUUAAAGAAAUAAACGAGACAGACCAUGCUUUCUCAUUCUCAUCGCCAAGACGGGAGAAUAACAUUGAAGAAAUAAGAGAUACACAUGUAUAUGAGAUAUGUUCUGCAUCAAAUAUAAGAGAACUGGGGGAAUGGUUUCCGUUUGUUAUGCGAAUUACGUUUAACAUAGACAAUAGGUGUGCUUGUAUAGGAAGACUUAUCCUUCCAGAAAUGUUUUUCUCUCUGGGAACGUUGUUUAAAGGAAAUGAAACAACAGAAAAUUUCAAACAACUGCUACUCCAUAUUCUCACAUCAUGUGGCGCACAUGAAUCACGAUCUGAGACUGAAGAACGCAUAAAAUGCAAAAUAUUUGUUGUAAAAAGUUUUAGAGAAGAACAAAUAUGGGAUAAGAUACAGGGCAUUCACGACGUAUAUAUAUUUUCUGAAUCUAAUGUGCGACCAGUAGUGGAUGAAUCUCUGUACAAAACAGCUUUGUUGUAUUGUAAAGAUGAAAUGAUGUCUGGAAUAUUAGAAGUGUUACAUAUCCUACGCAUUAUAUAGUAAAGUUCAAGAAUAAAACAUUGAUUAUCUAUUGAUAAAAGUAUACAUUAUUCAAAUCGAAAAGCUUUGGAAUCAAGACUUUAGUAAAAAGACGCCAAAAAGGUCAUAUAUUUGCCACCUUGGUAGCAUGAAUUAUCUAUAUAAAUAUAUUAUUUUACAUUCCA